Molecule: messenger RNA, 816 nt
Organism: Macroventuria anomochaeta
Lineage: Eukaryota; Fungi; Ascomycota; Dothideomycetes; Pleosporales; Didymellaceae
Product: mitochondrial import inner membrane translocase subunit tim-17
Exons: 3
Coding region: 1-489 (162 amino acids)
Biological process (GO): protein import into mitochondrial matrix
Cellular component (GO): TIM23 mitochondrial import inner membrane translocase complex; mitochondrial inner membrane
Molecular function (GO): transmembrane protein transporter activity
Source: RefSeq, a predicted model, not a curated record
AUGGAUCACUCCCGCGAUCCCUGUCCCUGGGUCAUUCUCAAUGACUUCGGUGGUGCUUUUGCCAUGGGUGCUGUCGGUGGUGCAGUAUGGCACGGCGUGAAAGGCUUCCGUAACUCUCCCUACGGCGAACGACGCAUCGGCGCCAUCACAGCCAUCAAGGCGCGCGCACCAGUUCUUGGCGGUAACUUCGGUGUCUGGGGAGGACUAUUCAACACAUAUGACUGCGCAGUCAAAGGCCUACGAAAGAAAGAGGACCCAUGGAACGCCAUUAUCGCAGGAUUCUUUACCGGAGGUUCGCUCGCAGUACGAGGAGGCUACAAGUCGAUGCGCAAUGGCGCGAUAUCGUGCGCCAUUCUCCUGGCCGUUAUUGAAGGCGUGUCGAUUGGUUUCAACCGCAUGAUGGCCGACAACACCAAGCUCGAGGCUCCCCCGCCACCACCCACAGAUGCCGGCGCAUCACCAAGCGGCGGCCUUGCCCUGCCUGCGUAAAUCUUUCCUUCGACAUAAUGGCCCAAAAGUGGGAGUUCUAUAAUUUCAAGACGUUCAGCAUGGGUUCCGGAUGAGAGGAUGUUAUUUGGAUGGUUUGCAUUUACCGUGGGCCAGAUUUGGCAGCGGUCGGCGUUCGCACCCUCCUCAACUUCUGUGCUAUACCUUGUAUCAUAUACCGACAUGAUCUGUACAACUAGCGGCGGCGUCUCGAGAAGGAGACAUGAGCCCAUGGAAAGCUGUUCAAAACUUUCGCGUUCUUCUUUACGCUUUCAUGCGCUGAAAACCAGACCAAUUCAUUUUAUUUCGCCGCUUACAAUAUUAACUACG